Molecule: messenger RNA, 3384 nt
Organism: Lytechinus pictus (painted urchin)
Lineage: Eukaryota; Metazoa; Echinodermata; Echinoidea; Temnopleuroida; Toxopneustidae
Product: nucleolar complex protein 4 homolog
Exons: 10
Coding region: 105-1439 (444 amino acids)
Biological process (GO): ribosome biogenesis
Cellular component (GO): small-subunit processome; nucleolus; Noc4p-Nop14p complex
Source: RefSeq, a predicted model, not a curated record
UCUUUCUUCCAUGUUCAAUUCUUUAGCAUGAUGAAAAGGACAUUGUCAGUGCUGCCAUCCAGGCUACAUCGAAGAUCUUCUGUCAUGUUUUGGCUGAAGAUGGAAUGGUCUGUACCUCUGCUAUAUCAGGUGCCAAGGAGAAGUAUCGGCUUUGGUUACAGGCCAGGUACAACAAUGCCAUCAGGUGUCUCUGCAACGUGGUCGGGACCUUUGUGACAGUACCCGUCUUGCAGGAACUUGCUAUGAGGACGCUGAUGAAGUUUUUAGCAGAAGAAUCGAAACAUCCUUUUAAGAAGGAAGGCUCAAACUUCUUCUUUCCCAUUCACAUUAUCGCACUAUUGGUACCUCAGCUUCUUUCCAAGAGUGUAGUUUCCAGUGAGUUGAUUGGUCGAUUUAGGGAGUACAUGGAGUUUGAUGACGUCAGGUACCAUGUAUUACAGCACAUUCAGCAUCAUAUAUCAAAGCAGUCAAAAGAAAAAUUAAACCAGAUGGAGAUGACAACCUUGUGUAACAACACUGUGAACCUCCUGCAUACCGUUACCAUGCCAACUGAUGAGGAGAGUAUCAACAACUUCCUUGGAAUGAGUCCUGAUCUAGACGAAGGAGCAAGGAUAACUAUUCUUAAAGAACAUCGCAAGGUGUUUACCAAUGCUUGGCUGGCUUUCCUGAGGUUUCCCCUCCCUACCUCUGUCUACAAACAGAUACUUGUGAAUAUGCAUGAGUCUGUGAUGCCCCAUAUGACCACGCCCCUUCUACUAACUGACUUCCUCACAGCUUCGUAUGAUAUAGGUGGUGCGAUUAGUUUGCUUGCUUUAAAUGGAAUAUUCAUCCUCAUCAAUCAAUAUAACUUGGAAUAUCCAGAAUUCUAUUCUAAGCUGUAUGCCAUGUUUGAGCCUUCGAUCUUCCAUGUGAAGUAUAAAGCCAGGUUCUUCCAUCUUGCCGACCUGUUCCUAUCAUCAACGCACUUACCGUCAUAUGUUGUUGCGGCAUUUGCCAAGCGGUUAUCAAGGAUAUCAUUGACAGCGCCCCCACAUGCCCUCAUGAUGCUCAUUCCAUUCGUUUGUAAUCUUCUCAUGAGGCAUCCCAACUGUAAGGUGUUGGUUCAUAGACCACAUGGACCAAGGGAGCUGUCCGAUGACCCCUACAAGAUGGAUGAGCCCAAUCCAGCCCAGUGUAACGCCCUUGAGAGUUCUCUAUGGGAGAUCCAGACACUGAAAUCUCACUAUGACCCCGGUGUGUCAAGGUGUGCAGCAAACAUCGAGAAACCCUUUCCCAAGAUGGAGUGGGACCUGGAUGAGUACUUGGAACUCACCAUACCAGAGAUGGUCGCUAAGGAAACCAAGAAGAAGAUGAAGACCAUGCCUCUUGAGUUUGAACCCGCUAAAGGUCUGUUAGGGGGAGGACAGGACAUGUUUGAUGCACAGUUCUGGGAGGUUUGAUCCUAUUUGAUCUUACUGAAGGUCUUCUAGGUGGAGGAAAGGUCAUGUUUGGUGGAAGGUUCUGAUCCAGUUUGAACCUGCUAAAUGUCUGCUAAGUGGAGGAGGACGUGUUUGAUGCAACAUUGUGGGAGGUUUGAUCUACUUUAAACCUCUUAAAAGGGUCUGCAAUGUGGAGGACAGGACAUGCUUUAUGCAAGGUUCUGGGCGGUUUGAUCCAGUUUGAUCCUACUGAAGAUGUGCUAGAUGGAGGACAGGAUAUAUAUGAUGCAAGAUUCUGGGCAGUUUGAUCCAGUUCCAACCUGCUAAAGGUUUGCUAGGUGGAGGACAGGACAUGUUAGAUGCAAGGUUCUGGAAGGUAUGAUCUGUAGAUCUGGAAGAUCAUCUGGGUACUCUCAUUUGAAGCAAAAACCAGUUAGUGAAGGCUUUCUUGUAUUAUCAAACUUUAUUCUUGACUGAAUGAUUCACCAUCACAAAGUGGAUAGGCCUUCCAGAAAGUAAAAAGCCGUUCUGAUGAAUCGGUGAUAAGCAUCUGAGCAAGCAUUUGUGUUCAAUCUUCUUUUUAGCACUCAAUGGUGGUUUACCCAUUAAAUUUAAUACAGCCUGCUCCCAUAUAGUGGUCCUAAGGCCCUAUCCAAGUAAUCUUACUAAUAGGGUGACUUAACAUUAAUGGUAUUACCUUGGUAGCGAGGCUCAUCACCCAAUUAAGAUGAACAUGGUAUGAUAGAGAUAACAACUAGCUUCAUUCUCUUUUUUUAUGUCUCCUUUAAUAAGGGCAGAGUCAAAUCGUUUAAAUGCUAUUAAAACGAUCAUUAAAAGCAUAAACGUGAUGGGGGAAAAAGCCUUCCCCAAAAGUUGCUGAAAUUUCACACCUUUAUAUUCAUGAAAUGGCCAUCAAAUUUCUAUAUUUCCUUGAUAUUUUUUAGAUUUAGUUGGAAACUACCAAUCUUUCAGAGUCAAGAAAGACCUGAAUAUUCUUCAUUUUCUUAAUAGCUUCGACGCAAUCUCAACACAAUUUCAAGAAAAUAUGGAAAUAGAUGGGCCAUUUCGUGGAUUUAAAGAUGCAAACUAUCACAUUUUUAAUAGUGUGAAGGGUUUUUUUUUCACCCCCCGUUGGUUAACUGUAAAUGCCUGUUUAUUAAUAGCAUUUAAAUAUUUUUCAAAAUAAAUGUAAUAAUUCAGGCCUACUUGAAACGUUAUGCCCCCACCUCAAACUAUCCACCAUCAUGCAAUAUGAAAAUCCCCAAAGAUAUGCAUCUGAUCAUUGUUAUAAAACAUACACAUUCAUCUCUGUUUAUUACAUUGGGUUUUUAUGUGUAAACGUUACUUUAAAAACACUGUUAAAAGAAAAUGUAAACUAGUGUUUUGUGCAGAUCCAAUCAUGUAUCAUUGAAUUGCUACGAUGAAUUCAAACAAUUGUAUGGGAGAAUUAAGGAAAUACUUUCCCAUUCACCUGCUUUUGAUACUUACAUGUUGACUGUUAAUAAUAUUCAUACUCUUGAAAAUUAGAUUAGAUUUUGAUUACUUUUUAGAAUUCUGCAUAUUAAAGCUUUCUAUUUACUGUAUUUUUUCUCAUUACUUGAUCUAAUUUCAAUUAAAAUCUACUGAGAACAAUUUGAAGAAAACACAAGUGACACAGUUCAUGUAAACCCAAGGUAAAUUAUUUAUUGAAAUAACAUCUUUCUGAUGCUUCAUGAAAAAUAUCAGCAUAUAAAUUUCAAUGUAUUUUCUCAUAAAUUCCGCAUAUAAUUGUUUUUCUGAGUGUUUGUUUGAGUAUAUAAGGUACCAGAAACAUUAUGCAUUUUAAUAUCAGUUUUCGUAAUUGUACAUCAUUUGAAUGGAAGCAUUAUUCCUCCCUCUCACGUCCCUAGUCAAAGCAAUUCUUGACUACAUGUGUAUUUAUAUACAAAUAUAUAGAAAUAAAAAGAAGAUUAUUUGCAUAGCUCUA